UAUGAUGCAUAUGGAAUUCAACAGGCGCUACUGGUAGUUUCUGAAUGGGAGCUAGCUGAAGCUAGAAAAAAAGAUGCAUUAGAACGUGCAAGAGUGCGUGGAGAGCAACUACCUCAUGAGUUGAUUGCUGAAGAAAGGGGUUUGCAUGCAAGUGUGGAAGCUGACGUGAAGACGCUUUUACAUGGAAAAAACUAUGAUGAACUACAAGCACUGCAAUUCCAGAUUGAAUCACAAAUGAGAUCAGGGACUGCUAAGGUUGUCGAGUAUUGGGAAGCCAUUCUUAAACGUCUUCAUAUAUACAAAGCAAAGGCUUGUCUGAAGGAAAUCCAUGCCAAAACGCUGCGGAAGCAUUUGGAGUUCUUACAGAAGCCGUCGGAUGAGGGCAAAGAUACAGAGAUGGAACAGAAUUCCAGACUUGACGAGCUGGAUUCUUAUCAGGAAGCAACGGGUACUGAAGUUCUUUCUCCAGAACCCAUAUUGGAUGAAGAGUCCCAGGAGGAGGAAGCGGCGGCAGGAUCUUACUCACCGCAACUGUUACACAGUGAAGAAGAUGAAGAUGCAGUUGACCCUGAAGAGGACAGGGUUAUGCUGGAGAGGAAACGUAUGGCUGUAUUGGAAGAACGCCGAGUUCAAGAACUGGCAUCAAGGCCAACUCCUGAAUAUAACUUUGAGAAGACGGCUAUGAAAGCCAUGGGGACCAUGGAGGAAGGUGAUGCCGUAUUUGGCUCAACUGAUGAAGUUAACCUUGAUUCCCAGGUGUACUGGUGGCAUGAUAAAUAUCGACCAAGAAAGCCCAAAUAUUUCAAUCGUGUUCACACUGGUUAUGAGUGGAACAAAUACAAUCAAACUCAUUACGAUCAUGACAAUCCACCCCCCAAGAUCGUGCAGGGAUACAAAUUCAAUAUCUUUUACCCAGAUCUUGUUGAUAAAUCCAAAGCUCCUAAUUACACGAUAGAGAAAGAUGGAGAUAGUGCUGAGACUUGCAUUAUAAGGUUUCAUGCAGGGCCCCCUUACGAAGACAUGGCAUUUCGAAUUGUCAACAAAGAAUGGGAGUACUCGCACAAGAAGGGCUUCAAGAGUACGUUUGAACGUGGGAUCUUGCAUCUGUAUUUCAACUUCAAACGUUAUCGAUACCGUCGUUGAUACUAUUUUGGCACGGAAGCCUGGAUAUCGCUAAUUUAUAAUUGUCAUGAGCUUAUUUUAUUGAAGAAUUUACAUGUAUAACUGGAAAUAGAUUUAUGUUGUGCAGAAUAAUUGGGUUGUUACCGGAUACAGACGUGUACAGUAUAGCUUUUUCAGUAAUUUAGUGGGUGAUAUGAACUAUGAAGAAAAACCUCUCGUAUAAAUGGUGGCCAAAAACUACUACCAUUUAUUAACCAUA
This is a messenger RNA of Olea europaea var. sylvestris, 1381 nucleotides long. RefSeq names its product cactin-like. The transcript is spliced from 6 exons. Gene Ontology annotation, molecular function: protein binding. Gene Ontology annotation, biological process: mRNA cis splicing, via spliceosome. Bases 235 to 1143 code for a protein of 302 amino acids. Gene Ontology annotation, cellular component: cytoplasm; spliceosomal complex. The record is from RefSeq and is a predicted model, not a curated record. Lineage: Eukaryota; Viridiplantae; Streptophyta; Magnoliopsida; Lamiales; Oleaceae.